Messenger RNA from Drosophila hydei, 784 nucleotides. RefSeq names its product glutathione S-transferase 1 (gene GstE11). Gene Ontology annotation, biological process: glutathione metabolic process. The record is from RefSeq and is a predicted model, not a curated record. Bases 56 to 739 code for a protein of 227 amino acids. Lineage: Eukaryota; Metazoa; Arthropoda; Insecta; Diptera; Drosophilidae. The transcript has 3 exons. Gene Ontology annotation, molecular function: glutathione transferase activity.
UCACGCUGGAAGGUUUUGCGUUCUGUUUGUACGCUGUGGCCGGCAAUUAAUCACAAUGAGCACCGGAUUAGUGAAGAAACCAGUUCUUUAUUAUGCGCCACGCAGUCCACCCUGUCGCGCAGUUCAGCUCACAGCCGCUGCUUUGGGACUCGAACUGGAUUUGCGCCCUGUCAAUGUGAAGGCUGGCGAGCACAUGACUGCGGAGUUUCUUAAGCUCAAUCCACAGCACACAAUACCCGUACUGGAUGACAAUGGAGUCGUGGUGAGCGACUCUCAUGUGAUCUGCAGCUAUCUGGCGGACAAGUAUGCUGGCCAGAACGAUGAGCUCUAUCCCAAGAACGAGGCGCAGCGUCGCCUGAUCGAUGCUCGCCUUUAUUACGACUGCGGACACUUGUUUCCGCGUUUGCGCUUCAUUGUGGAGCCCGUGAUUUACUUUGGUGUGGCGCAGAUACCCGAAGAUCGCAUAACCUACAUGCAAAAGGCCUACGAUGGCCUGGAACACUGCCUGACAGCAGCUACCUAUUUGGCUGGCGACAAGCUGACCAUCGCCGAUUUGUGCACUGUGGCCACGGUGACCACAGCGGCGGCCUUUGCGCCCAUCGAGGAGGCCAAGUAUCCCAGGCUAACUGAAUGGAUAAAACGCAUGGAGGCGCUGCCCUACUACGAGGCUAACAAUCAGCAGGGUCUCGAUAUGCUGGUUCAGCUGGUCAAGGGUCUGCUGGCCGAGCGACAGACCUGAAUGGCCGGGCAUCAAUCAAUAUUGGCAAUAAUACACGAGAUGUUU